Aplysia californica (California sea hare) is the source of this 857-nucleotide messenger RNA. Its product is annotated as nesprin-1-like. The transcript has 2 exons. The record is from RefSeq and is a predicted model, not a curated record. The annotation marks the transcript as partial. Gene Ontology annotation, molecular function: actin filament binding. Gene Ontology annotation, cellular component: cytoplasm; nuclear outer membrane; meiotic nuclear membrane microtubule tethering complex. Gene Ontology annotation, biological process: nuclear migration. Lineage: Eukaryota; Metazoa; Mollusca; Gastropoda; Aplysiida; Aplysiidae.
CUAUACUCCUUCAAACUCUCUCAGGACUUGAUCUCCAAGUGGGAGAAGUAUGUCCAGGAGCACCAUCUCUAUGACAACCGUAUGGAAGACUUCAAGGACUGGAUGGCCCUGGCUGGUCAGCGGCUUGACCAGUGCUCUCAGCCUGUGGGAGACCAGGAGUCACUGGAGGAGAAGAGGGCAAUGAUCCAGAUGCUUUUCACGGAAAAGGAACACGGUCAUCAAAAACUGAGUGCAGCCGUGGAGUCUGGAGAAAAGCUGUACCCAGACACGGCAUCUGCUGGCCGGGAGAAAGUUCGCGGUGAACUCCGUAUGGCCAAACAGGACUGGGAGAAUCUGUUCUCCGGCCUGAACGACGCUCAGCGCCGGGUGGACUCCUAUCUCAUGCAGUGGAGCUCCUACACAGACCAGCAGGAUCAGCUGAUGCGAUGGAUGGCGGAGACGGAAGCUGCUCUCCGGGCUGAUGUAGACCUCCGCAAUACGUUGCAGGAAAAGAGGCUUCAGCUUCAGACCCACAGGGUGAGGGUUUAAACCCCUUUCUCUUUUGAUUUUCUUUUUUUCUGUUACUUGCUGUUCCCUUUUAUAUUUGCUAUAGAUUGUUGGGGGAUAAAUAUGACUUUCUUAUCUUUUAUUUACACAAUUUAUUUGCUUGAUAAUUUUGUGUGUGUUUUUUGGGGGGAGGGGGAGGGGAUUCUUCUGCUUUACAGAUACCAGUUUAUUUGUUCUGUGGUACAUUUCUUCUGUGUAGAGCAGAUUAUUCAGAUAGAUUUUUACCCUCGAUAUUUUCUCACAGGGUUUAUUGUAGGUACUAUAAAUUACCGUUGUUGAUGUAGCAAAGAGGCAAUUCCAGUGAAUAAAUA